AAAAUUUAUAUCUAAAGGAAAAUGAUUUGAGUCUCAGAUACCAGGGAGUUGAAGACCUAGAGGGGGGAACUCCCACACCUUUUAGGGGUUAAAAAUGCGUGUUUGGCACCUCUUAUGGUGUUCAACCUUAAAAGGUCCUCAGUGGGAGCUUUAGUAGCCGUUAACCUUUUGGGUUAUUGAGCAGAAAGAAGUCAUAUUUGUCAGUUUAUGUGUUGUUUUAGAAUUGGUACCUCUGGGGUGAAAAAAAUUCCAGUCACACUCACAAAACAGGAUCUUGGUACCUCAUACAGAUUCUUUUCAAAAUCUUUGAUGAGCACUCCCGUCCUUUUCAUAUGGGAUUCCCCCCGCCCCGGUUCAAGAUAAUCAAGUUUGAGCAAGCAAGGUUCUACUGUAAGUGUCUUAGACUCAGCUUGGAAAAUCUCUCAUAAUGUUACAUUGUUCUCAGAUUGCAACACCUUUGAAAGAGUUGAUUCCAAAUGCCAGCCCUGAAGCCAUUCAGUUGAUGAGAGACAUGCUACUGUGGGAUCCAAAAAAGCGACCAACAUGCGCACAAGCACUGAAAUAUCCUUACUUCCAAGUUGGGCAAAACCUGCCUAAACCUGCCCCACAAAUAAAACCUUUACAGCAAAGACAGCCUCCCCAACCACCACAACAACAAUACCAACAGCCAGUUCAAGAGAGGAAAGAUUCUGUCAAUUCGGGCUUUGGUAGUGGAAAUGAAAACAGGAGGUUUGGUGGAGAGGCAGGUACUGUCAGAAAAGUUCCUGUGGCAAAGGCUGGCAAUGCCCUUAGUUAUGGGAGUGCCCGGAAAAGAUGGGGUGAAGGCAGUGGAGUUAAAGACAGCACUGAUGAAUUUGAAUCCCUGCUUAGUGAGAUUGAUACAAGUAAUACAUCAGCAUUCACUAAGAAGCCUCCUGUUCAGAGGACAGACCCAAUUGAUUCCUUCUCAAGUGUGCAACGCGAUUCAGGUGUUAACAGAAAGACACCACCGAGUGCCAAACAGCAUUACAUGAAACAAGCUCGAUACUUCCCUGGUUCAACAAUGAACGCGCAACCUCAGGUGACUCACAACCCAGCGCCCUCAAUGUACACUAGAAAAGUCUCCUAUGGAAAGACAGGGAAUGCUGUGGGAGGCAGCACGUACGUGCCAUCUUUUGGCGGUGGGACACAAAACAGAGCUGGUGGUGUUGGAGGUAUUGGCUGGAAACCACCAAUACUUACCAAGCAAGGUAGUGGUACAAAUAUUUACCAGCCUCCUGGGGCACGCUUGGGUGUUGGAACUGACUGGAGUUCAAAAUAUAAAGGACGGUCUUGAGAGAGUGAUCAAUCGUUUAUUCAUUAGGUAUUGUGUUAGAAUAUCUAUAAUCUACACUUUUAGUUCAAUGUACAUAUAAUUAUAAAUAUCGUUAUAAACUCAGUGGAGACCAUCAGUCAUUCUAAAUUGAUAUACUCCUCAUUUAAUAUGUUUCAAUUGUAAGAAACAAUUUAAUUUCUUAUUUUUAGGUGUCAAAAAUCUUGACUGAGCUUUGAUGUAAAUGUAAACGAUUUCUUAAACCAAAACAGUAGUGGGCAAAAGCUCUUAAGUAUUGUUGGUAAUUGUAGGUAGUCAAUCAAAUGUAUUAUAGUCCAGGUGUUUUUAAUUGCAUCAAGCAAUUGUUCAGGAAUAUUUGGAAUCGUUAGCUGAGGGAACGGGAUAUUUAUUUGUUCGAUCAGGGGAUGAACGUAUUCUAGCAGUUGAAUUGAGUUGCGUAGCAACAAGUAUGAGUGUCUGUAAGUAAAGAAGUAAUAACAAACUCCCUUUGUUGUAAAUUCCUAAAUCUUCUGAGAGAUUUAAUCUUGAAUUCAUGUCAACAAGGCAGCUCUGUGUUUUUUUUUAGUUUAAUUGUUUCCUACAGGGUUAUCCUGUACUACGAACAUUACUGGCCUACUCAAAGUUUUUGUGAUACGUUUUUUAAAGACCUGCAUGCUCAAAGCAACAUAGCAAUGCUUUCCGUUUGUUAAUUUAUUUAUUUAAUUUAUUGUCUAAAUGAAAUAUUGAAAUGUCA
Orbicella faveolata is the source of this 2045-nucleotide messenger RNA. Its product is annotated as serine/threonine-protein kinase ICK-like. Gene Ontology annotation, biological process: protein phosphorylation. The record is from RefSeq and is a predicted model, not a curated record. NCBI's taxonomy places the organism in Eukaryota, Metazoa, Cnidaria, Anthozoa, Scleractinia, Merulinidae. Gene Ontology annotation, molecular function: ATP binding; protein kinase activity.